Messenger RNA from Cordyceps militaris CM01, 972 nucleotides. RefSeq lists its product as uncharacterized. The record is from RefSeq and is a predicted model, not a curated record. Gene Ontology annotation, molecular function: oxidoreductase activity. The coding region runs from base 1 to 972 and encodes 323 amino acids. NCBI's taxonomy places the organism in Eukaryota, Fungi, Ascomycota, Sordariomycetes, Hypocreales, Cordycipitaceae. The transcript has a single exon.
AUGGCUAAUGCACUUCCCCGAGUAUACCGGGCCGCCGUUCGGCUUUCCACCAAGCGGCCGCUGCCCUCUCGAGCCCAACACGUCCCCAUCCCAUCCUUUUCCACUCUACAAGACGCACGAACGGCGCACGAUGCCCAGCUAGCGCCUCCAUUCCCCGUGGCGGACGCGGCCAGCGCCACGGAGCCGUCCUUUGUGGCCGGCGUGCACGACGCCCUCUCGCGGCGCGGCAUGGCGCGGCUCACGCUGGGCUUCCCGGACCCGGGCAGCGACUUCCUGUCGGCGCUCGUGUGCAGCUUCCACGCGCGGCACGGGCACGCGCUGCCCAUCACGCACAGCGCGUCCCAGGGCUGGUUCUGGGACGUGCGGCCGAGCGACGGCCGCGUGAUCCCGCUGCAGACGGCCGACCACCAGGCGCGCUCCGAGACCAUGGCCGACUUCCCCUGGCACACCGACUGCAGCUACGAGGGCGCGCCGCCGCGCUUCUUUGGGCUGCACGUGCUGCAGCACGACCGCGCCGGCGGCGGCACGCUCUCGGCGAUGAAUAUUGAGACGCUCGGCGCCGCGCUGUCCCCGGCGGCACGCGCCGCCCUGCGCCGCGACGAGUUUCGCAUCGCCAUCCCGCCAGAGUUUAUCAAGGACCCGGCGCGGACGAGUAUCGUGGGCAGCGUCAUGGCGGUCCGUGAGGCCGAGGGCGGCCAGAAGACGUGCGUGAUGCGGUACAGGCGGGAUCUGCUCCAGCCGCUGACGGCCGAGGCUGAGGCGGCGCUGGCGGAGCUGGAUGGGCUGCUGGAGGGCUCGGCGGGCGGCGAGGACUGGGCGGCGAGGUCGACGGUUCACUUGAAGGCGACCGACUGCCCGGCUGGUACGAUCAUCUUGAUGGACAACAGGCGAUGGCUGCAUGCGCGAAAUCACAUCAAGGACCCUGAGCGUCACCUGCGUCGUAUCCGAUGGGACGCCAUUCCGUUUCCGUGA